GAAAUGAAAGUAGAAAUAAGGGUUGGAGAGGGCAGUUUCAACAUGUUUGAAAGAGGUACGUAGACAACAAACAGACUUGAAACAGACGAAUGAACGGACGUGAAUGAAUGGUCCAAUGAACAGCAGUAUAGGACUGGGAGCAUUUCCCGAGUUGUGGAAAAAUGAAUGGCCAUACUGACAUGUAACGAGUACUCUCGGUUAAAAUCAAGCAGAAUGAUACAAUUCAAAAGCCCUUUCAGGACCUCGAGUCGAUCAACUGUAUAUUGGAUUGUUGCCGUUUCCUUUCUGGUGGUUAUUAUGUAUUAUUGUGUGUUUAAGCAUAAAGAUAACACAAAGGAGCUUGAAAUGUUAGAUGCAUAUGGAUUUUUGGAAAACGUCAAAAACUUUCUACUGAAAACAAAGCAGAGGGACAAACAAUAUCUUGCUAAUGAAAAAUCCUAUCUGGAAGAAAAGGCGAAAAAUCUGAAAAUUCUGUGUUAUACGAUGACAAUUAUGGCCAACAUCAAAACAAAGGCAGUGGCUGUGAACAAUACAUGGGGAACUCGCUGUACGAAACUCGUGUUCAUCACUCCCGAGCCGAGCUCAUCUCUACACACGUUACAAGUAGACGUUCAAGAAGGGAGAAGUCACCUUACAGACAAAACCGUCAAAACCCUCAAAGUUCUGUAUAGGACUUAUAAGAAUGAUUUUGAUUGGUUCUACAAGUGUGAUGAUGACGUUUUCAUUGUCAUGGAAAAUUUACGUCAUCUCUUGGCCAAACAUGAAUCUAGGGUACCAGUUUACAUAGGCCACCAGUUUAGAGUGCGCACAAAGCAGGGAUAUUUGUCGGGAGGGGCAGGGUAUGCUAUAAAUAGAAGAGCCCUUGAAAUGAUAAACGCAGAGGGUUUCGAUGUGCCAGGGAGGUGUGACGUCUCUGGAAAAGACGAGGAUCUUGACAUUGGUCGCUGUUUUGCGAAAAUUGGUGUAAAAAUUUAUUCCACUGUUGAUACUCAAGGUCGACAGUCUUUUCACCCAUUUGGUUUUCAGAGAGCUUUUUAUGGACAUGAAGGGGGUGAAGUUUACUAUGUAUCAAGGCCUUAUGAAACGGGUCCGGGUUGCUGCAGUGAGUUCACCGUGUCCUACCAUUAUGUGACGCCAGAGGAGAUGUACCUGAUCGAGUUCUUGUUAUAUCACACCCAGAUCUAUGGACGACACUCCACCGCCAAAGACAAGGAAAUCUUCACUGACAAAGAGGCUGUGAUAGCUGACAAGGCCCCCAACGAAGUCCUGCUGACGCCCAGAUACAUCUGGCAUUAUUUAUAUAGAUACUCAGUGUUUGAGUGAAUGUGAUUUUUAUACAGUUAGAGGUUUCUAUUUGUUUGUUAAGUUUUUAGAAUUUUAUUCUUUCUGUAAUGUUGUUGAUAUUAGAUUAUAAUGAUAUGCUCCAGCAAUCGAUAUUUGAUAUAGGGUAUUAGUUUGAGAGCAUUUGUAGAAAUUUUGGUUUAAAAAAAUCAAAUAUCAUUAAAAGCAUUAUUUAAAAAUUUUAAUUUAAUUUAAAGGCAUUAUAUUUACCUCAGAAAGGUACCAUUUCAGACAAAAUUCUUUUGAUAUACAUAUUACAUGUAUUACUUUUCAGUGCACAUAGAUCUAAUUGAAUGUACUGGAAACAGAAAAAGAAAUUUGUAUCAUCAAUAUAAUAAUGCUUAUUCUGUGUAUAUUACUGUACAAUCUAUAUAAAAUUCAGCAUUUUUUUAAACUUACAGUCAAUUAAUGAUCGAGGUAUUUCUCAGUGUUCAACAAACUUUGCCUGGCAAAAGAUGUAAAAUGUUGGUAUGGGGUACCCAAGAAAUACACAGAAAAAAUGAGCCACUAUGAAUAUCAAUAAUUUCACAGCUCAGGCCAAUGUUCCCAUGGAUCAGCCUUAGGCUAUCAUUUAAUCUUGGUUAUCAUUUCAACUAAAAGUGAACUUAAAUGGUAUUCCAUGCUUUCAUUUAAAAUCCUAGAUACAUAGAAAUCAAAUAAGUUCCUUAUUCAUUGUGCUGAAAACUUCUUUGCUUUAUAUAUAUAUAUAUAUAUAUGUAUGUACAUGUACUUAAUAGCUAUUUUUCAAUAUUCCGGUAAUUUGUACAAGUACAUACAAGUAAGAUCUCUUUUGCACAAUAGGUUCCAUGAGUAUUAUGUGGAUUGCCAUUAUGAUCUAAAUAUGCACUGUCUAAAUUGUUUUGAAAGCUUUUCUAAGAAGUUUUUAAUUUUUAUAUGAAUUUAAAAUAUUGAUUAGUAUAGGCAAGUUUCCCUGUCAUUUUCUAGGAGACAUGUAGAUAUUCAUUGAUCACUCAUAUUGUAAUCAACUGUUUUUGAUCUCUUAAGAGGGCUCGGUGGGUGUGGCCAUUUUUAGACUGCAAUGUGAUCUCCUUUUAAAGAAGAGUUCUAUAUAAAGUAUAGGGAAAUACCCAAAUUUGAAUGGUAAAGGAUAUGGAUUUAUUCUUGACUAAAUAAUAGUACAAAUCAUAUAAUAGUACAAAUCAUAUCUUAAAAUCUUAGGUAGAUCUGAUUGUUAAUUUUUUGACCAUCCAGCCCCCUUUAAGUUUAUUAAAUUAAAGUUAAUGGUAAUUGCUAAGUAACUAUUUUAUAUGUGUUGAUCAAUCCGUACAUUCAUAUACCCCUGUGGUCUUUGUUUUAUUGCACAUAGAGCAAUGUGCAAUACAUCAAUCAGCAAUCACUUCAAAACUAUUAAAAUGAAGAUAUCAUUGUAAAAUAUUUAUACUUAUUUUGUGAUUGUCUGUUUGUCUUGAUCUUUUAAGGGUAAUGGAAUAUUAAUGAAUCUAUUUGGAAUAAAAUAUCUUAUAAGACUUUGCACUAAAAUUAGUAUUGCACUUAAAAAGUUUAACAUUCUUAUUUUGUGUACCUCACAGUCAACAAAUCAAGGUCAGAUCAUCAUUUUUUCAGUGAGGGUACAUCUCAUACAAGGUCUGAAACUUAUAUUACCAUCCAUUGUUUUGCAGGGGAGGUAGGGUCAGGGGUGUUGAUUUUUGUGAUCGGCUUCCGCCAAUCACAGUUGUGUCCAUAUGAGGCAUCCAGCAAAUUUUACUAUUUGUGCACCCAUUGCACCUUCCUCUACUUUAUUUACUAUGCAAUGAUAACCUCAUUUAAAUCUUUUACAUGUAUAUUACUUAAAACAUUACUCUUAUCUGUUUGCCUUGUAAAUAAAACAUUUAUACAGUUAAUACAUACAUGUAUAAUGAUUUGAUCCAAAUUGCGUAAAUUUUUCAUAACAAAUGCAUAAGAAUAUUUAUCAGAAGUACAAUUCGCCUACUAAAUGUAAAGCUUAUUCAUGCUUCGCUAUUUCGGAAAACACCAAAUCGUGCAAUAAAUAGUUUAUUGCAUGUAGUGUAAUGUUUUCUUAGUAUACAUUAACAGAGCUGACCAAAGAUAAAUUACAUGCUGGUAAUUCCUUUAAAAGGAAUACUUGUUCUAAUAUUGUUAACUUUCCUGUAGAUGCUUAUUUCUAGCUUCAUUAUGCUUUUUUUUUCUUUUGUGAUCAAUUACAGUAUAAGUAGAGUGUGUUGCCCACCUUAUUAUACCCCAUUCAUGUCAUACAUGUAGUUAAGGGCCAAAGAUAUCGGCCUGGAUAGCUCAUAGUUAGAAUGCUUGAUUAGAGUUACAGGGGUCGCAGGUUCGAUUCCUGGUCCCUCCAUAUACUUUUAUCAUUUAUUUUGCUAAUUCCUCUUUUCUAACUACAACAUUAUAAUACAGACCAUACAGCAAUGUACUGUAAACCAAUUUUUAUUUGCGACGACAUUAUUUCGUGAUUCACUUGCGAUAAACUGGUUUGCGACGACUAAAUUUCGCGAAUAAAUUUCAUGUUGUUAUAACAACCAUACAAAAAAGCUGGUUCGCGGCGAUAAAUUUUUACGAUGAGGAUCUCGCGAAAGUUCCUUGCUCGUGAAUAAAAGAUGGUUUACAGUAUAUGAAUAAAUAUUAUUGAAUUUUGUAUUAAAUGUCUAUCCAAUGUACAUGUUGCACCAUAGCAUUUAUUUAUCGUUGCUUGCCAAGAAAUUCCCACCAGUAUUCUUUGUUUCUGUUCUUUUAAAAUUAGACUACUGUUUUAUUUACAUAUACAUGAAUGAAGAUAAAUGUUUGUGUUCAGAAACAUGUAUCUGUUGAAUAUACUGGAAUAUGUUUAUUUUUUUACUGUGGAAAUAAACAUCAGUAUUAUAAAUA
Messenger RNA from Magallana angulata, 4200 nucleotides. Its product is annotated as glycoprotein-N-acetylgalactosamine 3-beta-galactosyltransferase 1-like. Gene Ontology annotation, cellular component: membrane. The record is from RefSeq and is a predicted model, not a curated record. The transcript is spliced from 8 exons. Lineage: Eukaryota; Metazoa; Mollusca; Bivalvia; Ostreida; Ostreidae. Bases 166 to 1323 code for a protein of 385 amino acids. Gene Ontology annotation, molecular function: N-acetylgalactosaminide beta-1,3-galactosyltransferase activity.